CGCCGCCGGGGCAGUGGACGCGCGUCCGUGCGGCCUGGUCAGGGCGAUGUCGCUCUGAGGAGGUCGCGGCCGCCGUCUCCUCGCUCCCGCUCCCCCUCCCAGCCCCGGCUCGGCGGGCAGUGCCGCGCACCAUGGGUUCCAUCCUGAGCCGUCGCAUCGCGGGGGUGGAAGACAUCGACAUCCAGGCGAACUCGGCCUAUCGCUACCCUCCGAAGUCCGGCAACUACUUUGCUUCACACUUUUUCAUGGGAGGUGAGAAAUUUGACACCCCUCACCCUGAAGGUUACCUGUUUGGAGAGAACAUGGAUUUGAACUUCCUGGGCAGCCGCCCUGUCCAGUUUCCCUACGUUACCCCUGCCCCCCACGAGCCGGUGAAGACACUGAGGAGCCUGGUGAACAUCCGCAAGGACUCCCUCCGGCUUGUGAGGUAUAAAGACGAUGCUGACAGCCCCACCGAGGAUGGUGAGAAGCCCCGGGUGCUCUACAGCCUGGAGUUCACUUUCGACGCGGAUGCACGCGUGGCCAUCACCAUCUACUGCCAGGCAGUGGAGGAGUUCCUGAACGGCACCGCAGUGUACAGCCCCAAGAGCUCUGCUCUGCAGUCGGAGACAGUGCACUACAAGAGGGGCGUGAGCCAGCAGUUCUCCCUGCCAUCCUUCAAGAUUGACUUCUCCGAGUGGAAAGAUGAUGAGCUGAACUUCGACCUGGACCGGGGUGUGUUUCCAGUGGUCAUCCAAGCUGUGGUGGACGAGGGAGAUGUUGUGGAAGUGACGGGCCAUGCUCAUGUGCUCUUGGCUGCCUUUGAAAAGCACGUGGAUGGAAGCUUCUCCGUGAAGCCUUUAAAGCAGAAGCAGAUUGUGGACCGGGUCAGCUACCUGCUGCAGGAGAUCUACGGCAUUGAGAACAAGAACAAUCAGGAAACCAAGCCCUCUGACGAUGAGAACAGCGACAACAGCAAUGAGUGUGUGGUGUGCCUGUCAGACCUGAGGGACACGCUGAUCCUGCCCUGCCGCCACCUGUGCCUGUGCACCUCCUGUGCUGACACGCUGCGGUACCAGGCCAACAACUGCCCUAUCUGCCGGCUGCCAUUCCGGGCCCUCCUGCAGAUUCGGGCUGUGCGGAAGAAGCCAGGGGCCCUGUCCCCCAUCUCGUUUAGCCCUGUUCUGGCCCAGAGUGUGGACCAUGACGAGCACUCGUGUCCUUUUAAAAAAUCAAAGUCGCACCCCGCCUCACUGGCCAGCAAGAAACCUAAAAGGGAAACAAGCGCCGACAGUGUCCCACCCGGCUACGAGCCCAUCUCCCUGCUGGAAGCGCUCAAUGGUCUGCGGGCUGUUUCCCCGGCCAUCCCUUCAGCUCCCCUUUACGAGGAAAUCACCUACUCCGGCGUCUCAGAUGGUCUCUCCCAGGCCAGCUGUCCAUUGGCUGGGCUUGACCGAAUCAUGGAAAGCAGCCACCAGAAGGGCAAGCCGAGGAGCAAGUCUCCAGACAGCACCCUGAGGUCCCCGUCAUCUCCCACCCAUGAGGAGGAGGAAGAGAAGCUCUCAGAGAACUCGGACGCUCCAGUCCCUCCCUGCGUUGUCUCAGACACGGUGCUGCGGGAGAGCAGCUCCCCGGAGAGCUUUGGAACAGAAGACGUUGAGGAGGCGUCACUAAAGCAAGGGAGCCGGGUGCCCUCCCUCGAGGACGUCCUGCAAGAUGGCAGUCCCCAGCAUCAUGGCUGCGGCCCGCCAGGCCCUUCUGCCGACAUCUACCUGCCAGGAUGGUCCACCUCCAUGGAGACGCCCCACAGCCUCGGCACCGCGGGCCCUCCCUGGCCUCCACGUGGCGGCUCCAGCCCCGAGCCCGGGCCCACGGAGCUCACCCCACUCUGAGCCCAGCUAGGCUGACAGCACGGAGCCCUCAGCCCCCUGGACCUUGCUGAGGGGCUUCCCCGAACCCCAGCACGAUCCUGGCCUCUCCUGUCUGUGCACCCUGUGUGACCACCAGGCUGCGAGGGGCCACCGUGACCCCAGAUCAAGAGCACAGUGGACUGCCCCCUCCACACCCCUUUUUUUCUACAGUCAGUCUAUUUGUAAUGGUACAAAUGAAGGCCAGCAGCGUUCUACUCGGCUCUCGGGGCCUCCCACAGAGGCCAGGUCCAUGCUCCAAGAGCUGACAGCUAGCGGAGGAGAAGUACCGAAGGGUUCAGUGCUGUCCAUGGACACCCGGGAAGCCUGCGGGAAGCCUGGCUCGCAGUCAGUGAAGGAACCGUGUCUGUCCGA
Dipodomys spectabilis (banner-tailed kangaroo rat) is the source of this 2261-nucleotide messenger RNA. RefSeq names its product mahogunin ring finger 1 (gene Mgrn1). Gene Ontology annotation, cellular component: cytoplasm; nucleus; plasma membrane. The coding region runs from base 132 to 1871 and encodes 579 amino acids. The record is from RefSeq and is a predicted model, not a curated record. Gene Ontology annotation, biological process: endosome to lysosome transport; negative regulation of G protein-coupled receptor signaling pathway; protein ubiquitination. The transcript is spliced from 17 exons. Gene Ontology annotation, molecular function: ubiquitin protein ligase activity. Lineage: Eukaryota; Metazoa; Chordata; Mammalia; Rodentia; Heteromyidae.